This is a messenger RNA of Saccoglossus kowalevskii, 1131 nucleotides long. RefSeq lists its product as uncharacterized. NCBI's taxonomy places the organism in Eukaryota, Metazoa, Hemichordata, Enteropneusta, Harrimaniidae. The record is from RefSeq and is a predicted model, not a curated record.
AUGGAUAAGUUAGUAUUCAUGGGCAUGCUACUUUCAGAAAAGGGCAUAGGUCCUACAGAGGAUAGAGUUAAAGCUGUAAUGAAUGCAAGAGAGCCAGAGAACAUUGCAGAACUACGUAGCUUUAUGGGAUUGGUCACGUAUAGUUCCCGUUUCAUACCACAGUUUGCAACACUAGGUGAGCCUUUAAGAAAACUUACCAGAAAAGACACACCAUUUAAAUUUGGUACUGAGCAGAAAUCUGCAUUUCGUGCUUUGAAAGAAAGUCUAGCCAGGGCAUGCACACUUGCUUAUUUUGCUAAGGAUGCACCAACAAAAGUGAUAGCGGAUGCUAGCCCAGUCAGGCUGGGAGCGGUACUGGUGCAAGAGCAAGCAGCACUGACCACACAAGAAGUGGAAGAGGCAUCCUCUACUGAUGACGAGCUGACAGAGCUGAGGGAGGCGAUUCAAACUGGGAGGUUUGUGAAAUGUAAACAAUUUGCACCGAUAGCAGGUGAACUGUGUAUAAUUGGAAAGCUUGUAUUCAGGGGCACUCGUAUUGUGAUGCCAAACACUUUAAGACCUCGAACAUUAGCUUUAGCCCAUGAAGGACAUCUGGGAGUUGUUGGAACAAAACAAAAUCUCAGAAGUAAAGUAUGGUGGCCUGCUAUGGACAAGGCAGCAGAGAAGUAUUGUAGGGCGUGUCAUGGUUGUCAAUUAGUAGCACGUCCAGAUCCGCCAGAACCACUGAGACCUACACAGCUCCCUAAUGGGCCAUGGCAGGAUAUUGCGAUUGACUCGCUUGGGCCAUUUCCAAGUGGACAUUCCAUAUUAGUCGUAGUAGACUACUACAGCCGCUAUUAUGAAUAUGAUAUUUUGACUUCGACUGUAACAGAGAAACUGAUUGACAGCCUGGAAGAGAUCUUCAGUCGACAUGGACUUCCCAGAACAAUCAAAUCAGACAAUGGUCCACAGUUUAGGUCCGAUGAAUUUCGAGAGUACUGUGAACACAAUGGAGUUGUGCAUCAAAAAGUAACUGCAAGAUGGGCCCAGGCAAAUGGAGAAGUUGAGCGCCAAAAUAAAUCACUGAUGAAGAGAAUCUGCAUUGCACAAGCAGAAGGGUUGAACUGGAGAAAAGAACUCCGGAGUAUGUAA